Molecule: messenger RNA, 1869 nt
Organism: Anopheles marshallii
Lineage: Eukaryota; Metazoa; Arthropoda; Insecta; Diptera; Culicidae
Gene: Art4
Product: histone-arginine methyltransferase CARMER
Exons: 2
Coding region: 1-1869 (622 amino acids)
Biological process (GO): peptidyl-arginine methylation
Molecular function (GO): protein-arginine N-methyltransferase activity
Source: RefSeq, a predicted model, not a curated record
AUGAGUGAACAAAUGGCUCGGCUGCAGGGUUGUAGCAUUUUGGUGCUCGACGAUAGUGACAAGCUGGUCGGCAAAUACGACCACAAGGUGACUGUGCUGUGCAGCUACGAUCCACAGGGCAUGGCGGUGCGGUUGCUGCAGGAGAGUACUACGCCACCGAAGCAGCUGGAGGAGUACCUGGUGAGUGGUUCCAGCACGACCCAUCUUAGCCGGGGCCACACGUCACAUAUGCUGCUCGUCGGUGGCGAACUGAUCCUGUUCCGGUUUGCUUCCCGGGCCGACUGUCAGCAGUUCCGUGGCCUACUGCACAAACUGUCCGGCAAAGUGAACUCAGUAUUUAAUCUCCGCACGGAGGAUUCGUCGGCGUCGCAGUAUUUCCAGUUCUAUGGCUACCUGUCGCAGCAGCAGAACAUGAUGCAGGACUUUGUGCGGACGAGCACGUACCAGCGGGCCAUCUACAACAAUGCGCAAGACUUUCAGAACAAGGUCGUGCUGGAUGUUGGCGCAGGGUCCGGUAUUCUUUCCUUCUUUGCCGUCCAGGCCGGUGCUGCAAAGGUGUACGCGGUGGAGGCAAGCAAUAUGGCACAGUACGCGCAGCAGCUGGUCAGCUCGAACAAUCUCAACGAUAAGAUAAUCGUGAUCGCCGGCAAGAUAGAGGAGAUCGAACUGCCCGAACGGGUGGACGUUAUCAUAUCCGAGCCGAUGGGUUACAUGCUGUACAACGAGCGCAUGCUGGAAACGUAUCUGCAUGGGAAAAAGUGGCUCAAACCGGACGGUAAAAUGUACCCGUCUAGGGGCGAUCUGCAUGUCGCCCCGUUCACGGACGAAGCGCUGUACAUGGAGCAGUACAAUAAGGCGAACUUUUGGAUGCAGACCGAGUUUCAUGGGGUGAAUCUGGUAGCGUUGCGUGACGCCGCUAUGAAGGAAUACUUCCGGCAGCCGAUCGUCGAUACGUUCGACAUACGCAUCUGCAUGGCCAAAUCAAUCCGCCACACGACGAACUUCCUGACGGCGGACGAGAAGGAUCUGCACCGGAUUCAGAUCGACGUGGAGUUCCACAUUCUGGAGACGGGCACCUGUCACGGGUUAGCGUUCUGGUUCGAUGUUGAGUUUGCUGGCACGUGCUCACAAAUCUGGUUAUCGACUUCGCCAACUGAGCCGUUGACCCACUGGUACCAGGUACGCUGCCUUCUCCAGACGCCCAUCUUUGUGAAGCAGGGUCAAGUCCUCUCCGGGAAGGUAGUGCUGGCGGCUAACCAACGCCAAAGCUAUGACGUGGAAAUCGACCUUAAGCUCGAGGGUACGAUGAUCAGUUCGUCCAAUACGCUCGAUCUGAAGAACCCGUACUUCCGGUACACUGGUGCCCCAGUGCCCGCCCCGCCCGGUUCCAACACCACCUCGCCGAGUGAAGCUUUCUGGAGCCAGCUGGAUGCGCAGGGUGCCCGUAACGCGGUUAAUCUCGUGAAUGGCAUCACGGUGAACGGGCUCGGCGAGGUGGACAUGUCUUCGACGAUCAUCAACACGAACCUGAUGGCGAUCGGUGCGAACGGUGGCGGUGCCAACCAGCCCAACAUCCAUCCGGGUCUUAUCUCGAGCACGGGUCGACAGCAGCAAGCCGCUAACUCGAUCGUUGGCCCCCAGCAACAACAGCAGCAGCAGCAGCAACAGCAACAACAAUCUACAACAGCACAACAGCUUGCGAUGACGCCACCGAUCGGGUGUGCGGCUACCUCAACGCAGAAUGUCGCCCAGCACCAGCUGAUCGGUGGCGCCAUCUCACCGUCACUGUUCACCUCCCCGGCACAACCCAUCCUCAACAGUCAUCAUCAUCAUCCGGGACAACCGAUUCACGGCAACCAGUUCUACUAG